Megalobrama amblycephala (Wuchang bream) is the source of this 5264-nucleotide messenger RNA. RefSeq lists its product as uncharacterized. The transcript is spliced from 10 exons. The record is from RefSeq and is a predicted model, not a curated record. Bases 1259 to 4126 code for a protein of 955 amino acids. Lineage: Eukaryota; Metazoa; Chordata; Actinopteri; Cypriniformes; Xenocyprididae.
GCAGAUGAACAAGAUGAUCAGUCAGAACAUCCUUUGCAAGCGCGACUUCAGCAGGACGUUUCACAGUGGUGCAGAUGUGAAAACUGUAAUAGAAUGCCCAGGGAAGUUGAAAAUGUCUGCUGCAUGGAAAUACCGAAGUCACAUGCAGAUCCAAGAGUUAAAGUAGACAUAAGAGGACCAAGCAAACACACGAGAAGCCUGGCACCUACAUCCAUCUUGCCCAAACCAAGGGUACUCUCCAAACAGAGCAUCAUCUCAGAGGCAAAGAUGAGUGACAUUAAGUCCAUGUUUAAAUUCAUGCCACUAGCAGAUAGAGAGUAUUAUAAUCUGUGUUUUAAAAAUGAGUCUGACAUUUUUUGUGAUUAUUUAUAUAUAUAUAUAUAUAGUCAGUGAAUCAUUUAUCAAUGAUUAUUAAACUUUAUGAAUGAAUUUGCUGAAGCAUGUCUGUUUUCUUGCAGUUUUUAAAGUCUUAAAAUGUCUUAAUUUUUACAAUAUUAAGCCUUAAAUGUCAAAUAGUCAACAAUUUAAUUGAUGGGGUCUUAAUUACAACAAUAAACGUUAGCAUGUUAUUUCGGCCAUACUGAUGUCUAGAGAGAAAGCCAUUUUACCUGGCCCACUUUAGGUAGAAUAAAGUCCUGCUCAGAUGUAUUGCAAUAGCUGCUUUCUGUCUAAACAAAAGGAAGAUUAAAGUAAGAAUUUCUGCAAUAAUGUGUUUAAUUACCCACCAGAUUGGUACCAACAAUUAGCAUCUGCACUGGACAAAAUAUUUUGAUCUGCCUUGCUUAAUUUGAAAUAAAUAUAAAAUAAAUGAAAUAAAUAUAAAAUAAAUAAAUAAAUACAAAAUAUGAAAUGUCAUAGAAAGGAUUAAAUUUUACUAUCUAACACAUGUUGAGACAUUGUUACAACAUUAAUUUUAUGUUUCAAAACAAAUUAUGAGUAAACUAAAUUAUUGCUGCAAAUAAUGUUUUGGCAGAUAGAACCUUAUAAUUCUAAGCGAAAAGUGUUUUUUAGAAUUAGAAGGUUCUAUCUGCAUUUGACCCGUUCCAAAAAUCCUCAUUUACAAAUUUGAGAGGAUUUUGAUAUUGUAUAUUUAGAAUACAUUUAGGGUCCUUGUUAUUUUCAUGUUUGAAAGAAACUUGUUCCCCAUAUAAGUUUUCCUAUAUGUAUUGCAAAAAUUUUGAAGCUCAAUAUCUCAAAACUGCUCAGAACGCAGAUAAAACCUUAAAAUUCCAAGGGGACGAAUUAUUAAAUGUAAUUCAUGUUACAGGUUGAUGGUGGGCAUUCUACCAGUGUGGCCUUUGAACACAGCAACAAGGAACUGGUGGAAAGUUCCAACACAAGGAUACAAGACACCAAUGAGGUUUCCCCUUCAAUUCUGAAGGUUGAUGGUGGGCAUUCUACCAAUGUGGCCUUUGAACACAGCAACAAGGAACUGGUGGAAAGUUCCAACACAAGGGUACAAGACACCAAUGAGGUUUCCUCUUCAAUUCUGAAGGUUACAAAGAAACCGACGAAUUCCUUAGUUGAUUACACAGACUCUGAUGUCAGCUCUGGACCAGAUUUUUCUUCUCCACAACCUGAUACGGUUUCAGAUUUACCAUCUAGCAGCAUACAGCAUCUCAGUAGUAAAAGUACUGUGGAAGGAGAACAUGUGCCACAGCUUAGAAGGACUAAAAGCAUUCUGAUGGAGGAGACUCUUAAUUGGUCUGAAGAGCAUUUUGACAGUCCAGAUGAAGAAAAUAUUCAAACGAUUGUGCCCCAAUUUAAGCGGACAAGAAAAAGUUUUGACUCAAGUACAGAUGAGGAGGAAGAUAACGUUGUACAUAAAAUUGAGCCAAGACUUAGGAGGUCAAGAAGAAUUUUGGUUAAUCAGAAGAUUUCUGUUGGAUCUGAAAAAAUAAGUGAAUCAAGCCAGGACAGUGGAGAAGAAUAUGUUCCAUCCACAAGUGGGGAUAGUAACGUGAGCCCAGAACUAUCAUUAAAAAGUCGAGCUGAUGCAACAGUACGUUGUUCACUUCCAUGCAAGCGCAAAUUCAAGACAUCUCUUGCUAAAUUCCAGGACAAUGACAGAAUUGCUGCUAUAACACAAAGCCAACAUAAUGCUCCUGACAGCACCACAUCAGGUAAAGCAACAGUUGGAGAUGUAUCAGUACUUGUUCCUGCUGUUGUCAGAAAGAGUAAUGGAUCUCGAAUGUACAACAAGCGACAGCACUGCCUAUAUUGUAGAUCAGCGGUCCAAAAAAUGUCUAGACACUUGGAGCGUGCUCACUCAAAAGAGAUUGAGGUUUCAAGAGCAUUGAGUUUUCCAAAGGGAUCCCAUCAAAGGAAAUUGCAGCUUGAAUAUCUGAGAAACAAAGGAAACUUUGCACAUAAUGCUGAAGUUAUAAAAACAGGGUCUGGAAUUCUUGUUCCCUUCAAACAACCAAAAGAAAAGUGUGAGGGUCAAGACUUCAUUCACUGUGUGCACUGUCAAGGGUUGUUUAAGAAAAAAGUGCUUCGGAGACACAAGCAGAGCUGUAAAUUCAAACCUAGCAGUGUUAAAUCUAAACCUGGAAAAACUAGUGUCCAGUCCCUCUGUGCGUUUGCUGAACCGGCACCCUCUGCGGUUAGUGAAAGUGUUUGGAAGUUGGUGAGCAACAUGACACAAGAUGAUAUCUCUCUUGAAGUAAAAAAUGAUCUCUGCAUCAUGGAGUUUGGAAAACAUCUAUAUAACAGGCUUGGAGCCGAUGACAGCAAGCAUGACUACAUUCGUCAAAAGUUGAGGGAGCUUGGUCGGCUGCGUUUACAUGGUAGAGAGGUCACACCACUGCAGACUAUCAAAGAUUAUGUCACACCAGAAAACUUCAUGCUAGCAGUUACUGCUGUAAGACACACAGCGGGUCUCAACGAGGAAACUAGCAAAUACAAAAGUGCAACACUUGCUCUAAAGCUUGGACGUGAACUGAAAAAUGUGUCCAUGCUCCUUGAAACCGAUGCAAUGAUGAAAAGUGAUAAUGAUGGUGCAACAGCGGCUCGCUGCUUUCGUCAAGUGUAUGAUGCCAGGUGGAAGGAGCUUAUAUCAGCCAAAGCCUUACAGAGCCUCACAGAGUCCAAGUGGAAUUCCCCACAGCUGUUACCUUUUACAGAAGAUGUAAAAACUCUGCAUUGCUACCUGGAUGACAAGCGGCACCAGUUCUACAGUGACUUGACAUCAGAGUGCUCAUCUUGCAACUGGGCUAACUUGACAAAAGUGACUCUGUCACAAGUAAUUUUAUUCAACAGGGAUAAAGAAGGGGGAGUCUCCAAAAUGCUUGUUUCAACUUUCAUCCUAAGAGACAAAUCAGAUCCUCAUGAAGAUGUCAAUGUUGCUCUCUCUGAGCUAGAGAAAAGUCUCUGCAAGCAUUUUGUGAGUCUUGAAAUAAGAGGUAAAAGAGGGCAGAAGGUGCCUGUGCUCUUAACCCCUGCGAUGGUGGAUUCCCUUGAUUUGCUUGUGGAGAAGAGAAAAGAAUGUGGAGUGGCCGAUAACAACCCAUACAUGUUUGCACGGCCAUAUGCAGUGUCCCACUACAGAGGUUCAGAUUGCAUCCGUUACUUUGUGAAAGCUUGUGGAGCCAAGAACCCUCUCUCACUCACCUCUACAAAGCUCAGUAAGCAUGUUGCUACACUCUCAAAAGUACUCAAUCUCAAUGACACAGAGCUUGACCAACUGGCAGAUUUCCUUGGCCAAGACAUCAGAGUCCAUUGCCAGUUCUAUCGCUUACCUGAGGGCACUCUCCAGCUUGCGAAGAUCAGCAAGAUUCUCAUGGCCCUUGAGCAGGGGCGUUUAUCAGAGUUUAAAGGAAAGACCCUAGAUGAUAUCAACAUCGCUCCAAAUGAGACAAUCCUGUGUGACAAAGAAAUCCAAGAGGCCAGGCUGAAGGAGAACAUGCCAGGUCGCAAACCAGUCAAGAAAAAGAAUUGGCAGAAGGUGGAGGUUGAUGCAGUUGAAAAACACAUGAUGCACUUCAUUGAAUCCUGUCGUGUUCCAGGAAAGGCUGCCUGCGAUUUGUGCCUCAAAUCUGAACCGGAAGCCCUAAAACGGAGGGACUGGCUGGCUAUUAAAUUUUACAUCAAAAACCGGAUAUCUGCUCUGCAAAGAAAAAAUUGAGCUAUGCUCCUGAGCUGGAAGUAUAAAGUACACCCAAAGUAUAAAGUUGUUAAUGGCUAAAUGUAAAAUGGUCAGAUUUUAGGGAAUUUUAAAUGUUUUCCCAUAGUGAGUGCUUUCAACAUCUGGACAAAAUGUUGGAUUUGAAAUCAGCCUUUUUAGUUCUAAAGGUAAAGGAUUCAGAGAGACAGGGUCAGUUUUAUAGUUGGAGAGGGAGUGAGGUUGAACAUUAGCAGCUACAGUAUCUUGGACACAAGGGAUACGGAGAACAAGAGACUAGUGACAGUGAGAAAAGAAAGGCAAACAUUAUUAUGUUUUUUGCAUUUUACUAAAUAUAUUAUCUUAAUGGAACACUUGUGCUCUUAUUAAUAUUUGGGAGAGGAUAAAGUUUGAUGUAGUUCCAAAAUGCAUGAUGCACUUCAUUGAUUCCAGUUUUGUAUGAUCAAAGGCUAUAUCAGGUCAUUGAGUCUUGUUUUAGGAUAUCAGGCCAUUGAGUCAUAGUUUAGGAUUUCAGGUCAUUGAGGAUUGAAAUCUAUAGUAGUUUUAAAUCUGAAGAAUUAGUUGAGUGAAGAAUCAACACCAACUGACAACUGUUUGUGAUUCCUUAGGCUGCAAAGCUGGCCAUGGCGCUGAAUCCACCUGUUGUGGCUUUAAAUCACUGCAUGGGAGCUGUCGGUUUUGCUCCCUGUAAACUUGCGACAUCUGUGGCAUUGUGCUGUGUGAUAAAACUGCACAUUUUAGAGUGGCCUUUUAUUGUGGCCAGCCUAAGGCACUGUGCAAUAUACUGUGCAAUAAUCUAAAAUGUAGGGCUGCCAGGUAGAGUCUAUAAAGAAGAAAUAAUGGUUAACAUUACAUUACAACACUUGCGUGUUUUAAAUUGUGUACACACUCCUUUCCCAAUUAUAUUGAGUUACCUGCAUAACAUUCCCAGGAAAGAAAAGACAACAUUCUUUGGCGCAAAGCGCAGAAUUACGCUGUGGAACGCCUCCAGUGAUGAGGUCUGAUGGUGAGGGCUCAGUUUUUCAACAUCCUUCAGAAUCCUCUUGUUUCUGAGGAUCUUCUCUAAUCUAGAGAAGGCAGUUGUUCCUGGUGGGAAAGUGGAACUUAUUAAACUUUAUAUUUAAAAACAAACAAAAACAAA